AUGAAGUACCAAGCUACUGUUGUCGCCCUCGCGGGCCUCGCUGCUGCUCGCGAGUUGCCCUACUCGCGCAUGACCAAGCGUGAGGUUCCGCAGGAGCACUCCCACGAGGCCAUCCUCCGUGUCACCAAUACCAACCUUCAGCUGGACAACCCUGACCAGAUCCAGGACGCUGUCUUCUCCCUUCUCGGCAACGCUGCCGCUGCCAAGGGAGCCCCCAACGUCGCCAACCUCGAUUGUCUGCAGCAGAUCGUCGCCGACCAGGCUUUCACCAACGCCAAGGCAGCUGGCGAUGUUGACGGUCAGGCCAAUGCUAUCAUGUUCCGGGCCCUCGAGAGGAACACCGGCUCUGUCGGCCUGGCCUCUGUCCUCUGCAACGAGACCGCAAAGAACCCCGAGAUCGCUGCCAUCACCCAGCACCAGGACCCUGCCUCCGCCGAGGCCUCGGGCAACAAGCAGAUCGCCCUGGACGUCGCGACCCAGCUGGCCUCCAUCGGUGCCGACCCGAACCUGGCCAUCCAGACCGGCACGUUCGCGCCUGGUGACAAGGGUGACAACACCGGCGCUGGUAACACCUGCGACGACGCCAAUGACGCCGUUGGAUGUAUCAUCUCCCAGAACCUGCUUGUUGCAGAUGUCACAGAGGAUGAGAUCAAGGCCGCCGUUGCUGGUGGUGGUGGUGCUGCCGCCGGCGCAGGUGCCGCCUCCAACGCCACCGCGGAUGCGGCAGUGUCCAACUCUACAGAUGCUGCAAGCGGCUGCACCAGGCGCCGCGUCCGCCGCCAGGCCCAGGGCAACAACGCCCAGACCUUCACUGGCAACCUCGGAGGAGCCGCCCCGGCUGUCACUGACUCCGGCGAUGCGAAGCGUCCUUUCUCUGUCAACGGGGCCACAUUCGUGAACGAGGGCGCCGCUAUCCAGCGCAGCUGCGCCGUCCAGCACAACGCCUGCGCCAACGCCGCUAACUCUGGCUCCGGUGACUUCAGCGUCUCUGACUGUGGUACUCAAGAGGACGAGUGCAACGCCGCCGCCAGCGCCAAGAAGCUCCGCAAGCUGAGGAAGCUCCGCGCCCGCCAGGCCAACAACCUGGACUUCGGCUCCUGCAGCAACCCAGCCAUCGAGUUCGCGGCUGGUCUCGACGGCCGCAAGGAGGAGUCGUUCGCGCCCGCCGACGCGGCCGACUUCAACCACGGCAGCGCGCUCAACAUCAAGGUCAUCUCCGGCUUCAUCUGCGGGCAGCUGCAGUCCAAGUGCAAGGCCUCGGCCGACACGGUCAGCGCCUGCGACGACGCGGCUACCGCCGCCGACGCCGCGACGGGCCAGGCUGCUGCUGAUGCUUUCAACUCUGCCCUGGGUGUUUCCGCCUAG
Molecule: messenger RNA, 1365 nt
Organism: Diaporthe citri
Lineage: Eukaryota; Fungi; Ascomycota; Sordariomycetes; Diaporthales; Diaporthaceae
Exons: 3
Coding region: 1-1365 (454 amino acids)
Source: RefSeq, a predicted model, not a curated record